Molecule: messenger RNA, 1296 nt
Organism: Aspergillus vadensis CBS 113365
Lineage: Eukaryota; Fungi; Ascomycota; Eurotiomycetes; Eurotiales; Aspergillaceae
Product: kinase-like protein
Exons: 5
Coding region: 1-1296 (431 amino acids)
Biological process (GO): protein phosphorylation
Molecular function (GO): ATP binding; protein kinase activity
Source: RefSeq, a predicted model, not a curated record
AUGAACCUCAACUCCUCAAUUAGUCAUGCGUCACAAGCUUGUAACCCUCGUUUCCCUUUUUCUCUCAUGAGAACAGUGACUUCACAAGGGCUUCUUCCACGACAGUUCCCUACUUCGGGCUAUGUAACCUUGGAUCCCCAGGAUAGAAUUGAGGAAGAGACUUUACCAUCUUAUAAGCCGGAGAAUUACUAUCCUGUUUCCAUUGGCGAAGUUUUUGGUUCUAGAUACCAAGUGGUUUCAAAGCUAGGAUAUGGCACUUCUUCUACUGUUUGGCUUUGCCGGGACCUUCAGGAGGGGCACUACUAUACCCUCAAACUAUGUGCAAAGGGUGUAAGCUCUGAUCGAGAAAUCGCUAUCUCAGAACAUUUGGAGAAUUCCGUCAGUGAGACCAGAAAUAAGAUGCUCCGCUUGGUCCUUGACUCCUUUGAUGUUGUUGGACCAGAAGGGAGCUUAUUUGUCUGCCUGAUAUACCAGCCUCUUGGUAUGAGUUUCACUGAUUUUCAAGAUUUGCUCCCCGAUCAAAGGUUCUCGAAGGACCUCAUCCAAAGAAGUAUGCAGCUUAUAUUAAUAGCAUUAUCUUCUAUGCAUGAAAGCGGUGCUGUCCAUACCGGUAAGGCUACAAUAAUAAGCGGACAGGAUGAUAACUAUAGACAAUGUGAGCUGAUGAUUGAAGAUAUUUCACCGAACAAUAUACUUCAAGGAGUGCAAGAUAGCUCUAUAUUAACCAAGAUGGAGGAAGAUGAAUUAAAACGGCCGAUUGCCAGAAAGGUCCUGAGCGACCGGAGUAUUUACUACUCCCGCCCCAUGCCUUUAUGUUCAGGUCUUCCUGUGGUCUCCGAUCUAGGUGAAGCUAAAUUCGGUAAAGAAAAGUACUAUGGUGAUGUCAUGCCAGGAAUUUAUCGCGCGCCAGAAGUCAUUCUAGGUAUGGGAUGGGAUUAUAAAGUUGAUAUCUGGUCAAUUGGCAACAUGGUUUGGGAUCUUGCAGAGGGUCAUCAUCUUUUCUUUGCCAAAGAAAACGGAACUCUCAGCGAUGAGCAGCAUCUGGCUGAGAUGGUAUCUCUAAUGGGCCCUCCGCCCCCAGAAUUCCUAAUCAGGAGCAAUUGGAAAGGCUCUUUAUGUAUACUAGAACAGACUUUUGGGCUCAGAGAGCUGCAUUUUUCUGGGGAGGACAAAGUUCUUUUUCUAAACUUCUUGCGCAGGAUAUUUCGAUGGCUUCCGGAAGAACGCCCGACAGCAGAAGAGCUUGUGUAUGAUGAUUUUCUAAUGCAGCCGAUUAUGGCAAAAAGAGAUCAAUAA